This is a messenger RNA of Zonotrichia leucophrys gambelii, 1605 nucleotides long. RefSeq names its product alpha-1,3-mannosyl-glycoprotein 2-beta-N-acetylglucosaminyltransferase (gene MGAT1). The record is from RefSeq and is a predicted model, not a curated record. Lineage: Eukaryota; Metazoa; Chordata; Aves; Passeriformes; Passerellidae. Gene Ontology annotation, cellular component: Golgi apparatus. Gene Ontology annotation, molecular function: alpha-1,3-mannosylglycoprotein 2-beta-N-acetylglucosaminyltransferase activity. The coding region runs from base 228 to 1565 and encodes 445 amino acids. The transcript has 3 exons. Gene Ontology annotation, biological process: protein N-linked glycosylation.
CGACACUUCCGGUGCGGCCAACCGGAAGUGGCGGCGCUCCGGGGAAGGCGCCGCCGGUGCUGGGGGGGCAGGGCGGCGAUUUCGGGGGAAAUUCCGGAAUUUUGGGGAUCUGUUUGGCCCCGCCCCCUCCAGGAGCUCCGAAUUCCCCAAAUUCGCCCCAAAAUUCCCGAGGGGGGAGGGGGAACCCCAGCGCCCCCUCCCCCACUCUGCACAGCCCCAUGUGAAGGAUGCUGAAGAAGAGCAGCCUGGCCCUGCUGGGUGCCGCGCUCUUCCUCGCCUGGAACGGGCUCCUGCUCCUCUUCCUCUGGGGCCGCCCCGGCUCCGCUCCGGGCCCGGGCCCGGCUCCGCCCGCGCUGCCGGCGCAGCUGCUCCGUUUGGCGCAGGACGCCGAGGCCGAGCUGCGGCUGCAGCGGGAGCUCCUGCUGCAGAUCCAGCGCCUGGGCCGCCUGCAAAAACACCACAAACCACCCCCAAAAACACCCCCAAAAACAACACUAAAAACACCAAAACCGCCCCAAAACGAGGAGGAGGAGGAGGUGGUGAUCCCGGUGCUGGUGCUGGCCUGCGACCGCAGCUCGGUGCGGCGCUGCCUGGAUAAAAUCCUGCGCUACCGCCCCAGCGAGCGGCGCUUCCCGGUGAUCGUCUCGCAGGACUGCGGGCACGCCGAGACGGCGGCGGUGAUCGCGUCCUACGGCGGCGCCGUGGAGCACAUCCGGCAGCCCGACCUCAGCGACGUGGCCGUGCCGCCGGAGCACCGUAAAUUCCAAGGCUAUUAUAAAAUCUCCCGGCAUUACCGCUGGGCGCUGGGCCAGGUGUUCCGCACCUUCCGCCACCGCGCCGCCAUUGUGGUGGAGGACGACCUGGAGGUGGCGCCGGAUUUUUUCGAGUAUUUCCAGGCCGUGCUGCCGCUGCUGAGGGAGGAUCGCAGCUUGUGGUGCGCCUCGGCCUGGAACGAUAACGGCAAGGAGGGCUUGGUGGAUCCCGGCCGGGCCGAGCUGCUCUACAGAACCGAUUUUUUCCCCGGUUUGGGCUGGCUGCUGCUGGCAGAGCUGUGGGAGGAGCUGGAGCCAAAAUGGCCGCCGGCUUUCUGGGACGAUUGGAUGCGGCAGCCGGAGCAGCGGCGCGGGCGGGCCUGCGUGAGGCCCGAGGUGUCGCGGACCAUGACGUUCGGCCGCAAGGGCGUCAGCCACGGGCAGUUUUACGAUCAAUACCUGAAGUUCAUCAAACUCAACGACCGCUUCGUGCCUUUCACCCGCCUGGACCUGUCUUACCUCAAAAAGGACGAGUACGAGCGCUCCUUCCUGCACGAGGUGUAUUCGGCUCCUGAGGUGCGGCUGGAGCAGCUGCAGGAGGGGCCGGGCCGCCAUUCGGGCCCGGUCCGGCUGCAGUACCGGGGCCGGGACUCCUUCAAGGCCCUGGCCAAGGCCUUGGGGCUCAUGGACGACCUCAAAUCGGGCGUGCCCCGGGCCGGGUACCGAGGGGUGGUGUCGGUGCUGAGCCGGGGCCGCCGAGUGUUCCUGGCCCCGCCCGCGGACUGGGCCGGCUACGACCCGAGCUGGAGCUGAGCGGGGCCGGGACGGGGGGAGCUCGACCCUUUUUGGGGGG